Molecule: messenger RNA, 159 nt
Organism: Colletotrichum siamense
Lineage: Eukaryota; Fungi; Ascomycota; Sordariomycetes; Glomerellales; Glomerellaceae
Exons: 3
Coding region: 1-159 (52 amino acids)
Source: RefSeq, a predicted model, not a curated record
AUGCGUGCCGCCGCCUUCAUCGCCACAUACUUCCUUGCUGCAAGCGCUGCCGCUCAGACGAUCUACUGCUGCAGCUCCAACGAGAAUGACCAAAUUGUGUACGAGACAGAUGAGACCGCUGUCUGCUGCCAGAGCUCUGGAGGCCAACUUCAAGGUUAG